This is a messenger RNA of Drosophila kikkawai, 336 nucleotides long. RefSeq lists its product as uncharacterized. The record is from RefSeq and is a predicted model, not a curated record. NCBI's taxonomy places the organism in Eukaryota, Metazoa, Arthropoda, Insecta, Diptera, Drosophilidae.
AUGAAGCUCCACUGGCUGCUCUUGGCAGUCGUCCUGGUUUGUGCCUUUAGCUAUACGCACAGCACCGGCACCUCAACCACCAGUACCGAAGCGACCACCACAGUUAGUGGCACCAGCACCAGCACCACUGCGUCCUCAUCCUCUACGUCGGACACCACAGCAGCUAGCACAAGCAGCGAUAGCGCCACCACCUCCAGCGUCAGUAGCUCCAGCGGCAGCUCAAGCAGCUCCAAGAAGAGCGCUGCGGCCAAGAGGAGGGCCGCAAAAAGGAGGGCCGCCGCCCGCAAGAGGCGUGCUGCCAGAAGGAGGGCCGCCCGCAGGCGCAACAGGGGUUAG